GUUUCUUUUUUCUUUGGCUUCGCUAUUUAUAUUCUUUGACGUUAAAUAAUUAAUAUUCUUUGACAUUAAAUAAAAAAAUAAACACAAUUAAAUAACACAUAAUAUACAGAGUAAAUAUCUGUGGCUUCUUUGUGGGGUUGGUUGGAUUUUCCAUGACUUUCCUUCCAAUUUUCAAAUAUUUUUUUUGUCAAAGAAAAAAAAAAUUUUGAACAAUCCACCUAUUUCUGAAGAUAAGUAAAAUUGCAGUAUGACAACCAUAGCUAUCAACGGCGUACCGUUUUUGUGUUCUCUAAAACACGCUGCUAAAUUACUAUGGAAGUACAUCAGGUCACCCUUUCAGACCCUAAAUUUUGCACAACUACCUGGACAACCCAAAAAUGUAAAAACUCUUUACAUACUUGUUGAAAAGAUGGAUCCGGAAAUAGUUUUGCAAAGAUUGAAGAAUUUCAAUAUACGCGGCAGAAAACUCCAUUCAUAUAUACCUAAACAAGUGCCUAAUUUAACAGUAUCAAAAAAUAAUUUUGUUGCCCAUAAUAAUGAGGUGAAAAAAAAUAAAAAGAUGAUACGGAAUGAUCCUGAAAAACCAGAUUAUGUAAUGACGCUAGCGCACGCGGAAAUUAUGGCGGAGAUGCAGUACAAAUAUACAGGACUUUACGAGUUGAGCAAGAAGAAUGGUCACACCCUGUUAGAGGAGAUAACGCAUACAAUCUUCGAACGGCUCAAGUUAAUCAUGGACAGAAAUCCAAACUCGAUGACCUCGUUCAAUCUGAGCAAGGCAUACCGCCGCGCUCACCCGCACUUCGCCGAUUUCCAGAUGAUUCUGUCGACGCUGCAGAAAGUGCAAGAUGUAGCCGGAACGCCGCGUACGAUAAUCACUGAACAGGAUAUUACAGUUAUCAAUAAGCAGCCAUGUCAAUAUAUUACAAAUUUUUCUCAAUAUAUUGUUUCAGUUAUUGGCAACAUCCCGUAUAAGAAGGUUAAAGCUAGCUGCAACAAAUACACUGAAGCCAUCGUGAAAAAGGUAACAGAACACGUGGACAGUUUGGACACGACCAUACAAGAUGUGGACGCGGAAGAGGAAAUAGCCAAGAAGAAAGUGCGCGCAGAACUCAAGAAAUUGACGCCUUAUCUCAAUACGAUUAUUCGCGAAGUGGUGACAGAAAACUUUGUCCCAGAAAGAUCGCCGUACCAUAGAUUCAGAAUAUACGGAGAACCGUUCCUACCUCCAAAGGAGACAAUGGCACCGUUUCUGAAACGUUAUCACCCGGUCAAAGUGGUCCGUUCGGACCGAAUGUAUAAUCUGUUGAAGAUGUACAUAUCACUACCUCAGUACGGUAGCAUAAUGGCUAUGGAUGGAACUGUUGUGGAUGGCGCUAAACUCGUUAUACGACCGUCAGAACAGAUGAUGUACAAGAUUCCCGAAAGCUUUGUCAAGGAGAUGAGAUCCGCCAUGGCGCGAGGGUACCGGCCGAGCGAGGAACAGGCAUGACAACAAACUUUUGGAGGAAAAAGAAAUGAAAGAAGACUGGGUUGAGCCGUGGGAAUAAUGGGAAUUUCCAGCUGUAGAUUUAUUUAAUUAAGAAUAUACAUAUGUGUAAUAUAUAGAAAUAAAUGUUCCGUGACUUAA
Amyelois transitella is the source of this 1627-nucleotide messenger RNA. RefSeq lists its product as uncharacterized. Lineage: Eukaryota; Metazoa; Arthropoda; Insecta; Lepidoptera; Pyralidae. The record is from RefSeq and is a predicted model, not a curated record. The coding region runs from base 248 to 1489 and encodes 413 amino acids. The transcript has 11 exons.